GUGUCUAAAAUGACGUCAUGUCAGAAAAAUACUCCCGUUGUUUUCUUAUUUUCUAAACAAUCCACCGUUACGUGUCAUGUGAUCGAUAUCCGAUCAGCUGCAUAUCGAUGACGGACUAAUCGACCUCUAAAGAUCGGGCGCGCAGGACUUUUAUUUUGAAGGGCUUCCUGUUUGCUGGGACAGUUACGGUACCGGGUCCGUGUGGACCGACGUCUGGAGACCAGCAGGUAUCGAUAGUGGAUCACUGAUGGAGGAUCGAGUCUCUGGACCCAAACUGGUCCUGGUCUUCACCGGAAAACGGAAGUCCGGGAAGGAUUACGUGACGGACCUGAUCCAGAACCGUUUAGGGACUGAUGUUUGUUGCGUCCUGCGUCUGUCUGGACCUCUGAAGCACCAGUAUGCUCAGGAACACGGUCUGGACCUGGAGCAGCUGCUGGGUCCUGGUCUUUAUAAGGAGCAGUACCGAGCCGACAUGAUUCAAUGGGGAGAAACUCGGCGACGCCAGGACCCCGGAUUCUUCUGUCGCCUAGCAACCAGAGGGGCGUGGCAACCAGUCUGGGUGGUGAGUGACGCUCUCUGCUCUCUGAUUGGUCAGCUGGUGGUGAGUGACGCCCGGCGGCUGUCAGACCUGCAGUGGUUCUGGUCGGAGUUUCCACAACAGACUCAAAGUGUCAGAGUUCAAAGUUCAGAAAAAACACGCAAACAGAGGGGGUGGAGCUUCUCCACAGGUGUGGACGAUGCAGAGUCGGAGUGCGGGUUGGACAGCGGCGUUGAAUUCGAUUGGAUCAUCACUAACGAGGCCGACGCCCCCUCGUUAGAAGAGCAGCUGCAGCCAAUCCUGAAGCUGGCUGAGGUUGUCACCCUGAACACUGAAGGGUUCAGUCUGCAGCAAAGGCUCAUGGGAGAUUCUCACCUCACCCUCUGAUGAGAUUAUUGAUCACUGAAUCAAACUAGAAGAUGUGAUUUGGUUGUCUCCACACGGCUCUCAACAUGGCCGCUAACGGAGUUAUGAACCGUUUAAUACAUGAUUAUAUGUAAUACAAUAAACACGCAGUCAGUUGUGAUCUACAAA
This is a messenger RNA of Cyclopterus lumpus (lumpfish), 1072 nucleotides long. It is a transcript of the gene pmvk, whose product is annotated as phosphomevalonate kinase. Gene Ontology annotation, biological process: isopentenyl diphosphate biosynthetic process, mevalonate pathway; cholesterol biosynthetic process. Gene Ontology annotation, molecular function: phosphomevalonate kinase activity. The record is from RefSeq and is a predicted model, not a curated record. NCBI's taxonomy places the organism in Eukaryota, Metazoa, Chordata, Actinopteri, Perciformes, Cyclopteridae. Gene Ontology annotation, cellular component: cytoplasm. Bases 248 to 925 code for a protein of 225 amino acids. The transcript has 6 exons.